This is a messenger RNA of Branchiostoma floridae (Florida lancelet), 2300 nucleotides long. RefSeq lists its product as uncharacterized. The coding region runs from base 16 to 1449 and encodes 477 amino acids. The record is from RefSeq and is a predicted model, not a curated record. Lineage: Eukaryota; Metazoa; Chordata; Leptocardii; Amphioxiformes; Branchiostomatidae. The transcript is spliced from 5 exons.
UUACACCUCUCACAGAUGGGUGUGGCAGAUGACAGGAUGAAAAGUGCAGCCGUGCUGGUGGAGUCUAGGGAGGAGUCAGGACUGGAGGAACAGUCAGCUGAUGUAGGGGAGUUGCACGACAGUCGAUCCCUGCACUGUGUGGCCAGUACAGACAUCAGCAACCUGCCCACAGCAGAGGGAGGUAGACCUUCACUCCCCACAGUCGCAGAAACUUCUGCUGUGUCUUCAGAGGACACGCUUCAGGAAAUGAGGCAACAGCUCAAGGAGUUGGAGAAGAUGUGGAAAGCGUCCGUCAACUCGCAGAUGGCAGGCUUUCAGAGGAGGAAUAACGAGUUUGAGGAACUGAAUGCCAUACUGCGCAGGAAUGUCAAGAUAGCAGAGAAAGUCUGCAAAAGGACUAAGGAGAUGAUGGCUAAUCUCAAGGAACAGGGGUACUUGGAUAUCCUUGAAGCUGCUCCUCAGCCCCAGAAGUCACCCCGCAGGAGGAGGGCAGGCGUAAAUGCGGGAGUAUCAUCCAAAGAUACGUGUACCUCCGACGUCAGUCUGGUUGUCGAGCUACGACGUGCCGUGUCCAGCAACAACGACAUCCAGGGUGCUGACGCGACCUCAGCCAUGUCUGAAAACACAGACCAAAGCUUGUUUGCUACAGUCCCGGACUCUAGUUCCGCCGAUGUAGACAAGCAUGAUGACCUACAGUACGUGUGGUAUGAAGGAGCCUUACAGAACUCCGGCCAGCGCAGAUCUGUUGCCAUGGACAACGGCAGUGACAAUACAAGCCUGGACUCUAGGUCUGUCAAUGUAGACAAGCAUGAUGACCUACAGUACGUGUGGUAUGAAGGAGCCUUACAGAACUCCGGCCAGCGCAGAUCUGUUGCCAUGGACAACGGCAGUGACAAUACAAGCCUGGACUCUAGGUCUGUCAAUGUAGACAAGCAUGAUGACCUACAGUACGUGUGGUAUGAAGGAGCCUUACAGAACUCCGGCCAGCGCAGAUCUGUUGCCAUGGACAACGGCAGUGACAAUACAACCCCGGACUCUAGUUCCGUCGAUGUAGACAGGCAUGAUGACCUACAGUACGUGUGCUAUGAAGCAGCUAUGCAGAACUCCGACCAGCGCAGAUCUGUUGCCAUAGACAACGGCAGUGACAAUACAACCCCGGACUCUAGUUCCGUCGAUGUAGACAGGCAUGAUGACCUACAGUACGUGUGGUAUGAAGGAGCUAUGCAGAACUCCGGCCAGCACAGAUCUGUUGCCAUGGACAACGGCAGUGACACCACAGGCCUGGACGCAGCAUUGUCUGAGCUGACCGACAUGGGUGACCAGCACGAGGAGUCGACUGUCCAGGAGAACACAGCUCCCACACUGAAGAAGAAGAACAGAGUGCAGAAGCUCAAGAGGUGGUUCCAGCGAAAGGGCCGCAAGUUUGUCAACAAGAUCCGCCGCCGCUGAAGCUGUGAGGGUAGCUAGACUGUCUGAUUGUGCUCCAAGUUAUUCAGCUUGUGAUGUGAAUUACUAAAACCUUUUUUGUGUGAUAAGUGUGCACUGUACAUGUGUAUUGACUGCAAUUUUGUUAAAUGUUAAAUGCUAAAACCACAAAAGGAACAAAGUAGUGGCAGGGAACAAAGACAAGCUUGUCCCUCAGUUCCAAAGAAAAAAACAAAAAAAAAACAAAUAAAUUUUAAAAAACACGAAAUAUAAUCAUGUACAGUCAGUAAAAGUUGUUAAUGCUUGCACUGAACCUUUUGUUUUGGGUUGGAUACCCAUCAGUGUGUCAUCACGUAAGUGUUUUAGUGGUAAUCAGGGUUGUAGCCAGCACCCGUCCUUCCGUCCUUAUUUUGCAGCUGGGGAUGGAAAAAAAUGCUGCCAUUCCGUCCUCUGUGACAGACGAAAAAUGAUAUGUAAAGACGUAAUAGAACUGUCUCCCUUGUGUAAUUUUUCACCAAAACAUAUGCCGCUGAACAGCCUAGUCUACCAGCAAACUUACACCUCAAAAUACAGGAAAUAGCAUUUCAGAGGGUCUAGAUUUAGAUUUUCUGGGGGAACAUGCCAGCGGACCCACUAGGAACGUCAUGUCUUUGGUGCAACGUCUCGUGCCUUGAUCGCUCGAUAGGAUUCAAAAUCGAGGGGAUGGAAAAUGAUUUCAGGCUGGCUACAACCCUAACUGGUGGUAAUGUUUUGCUUUGGCACAUCUCCCAGUGUAUACCAAUGUCUAUAAGAUAAGCAUUAAGUGUAGUGAAGAGCCAUGUUUUUAAUGUGUACAAAAUGCAUAUAAAAUGCUUGAUUAGAUCAUUGAGCUGUGU